Molecule: messenger RNA, 387 nt
Organism: Cavenderia fasciculata
Lineage: Eukaryota; Evosea; Eumycetozoa; Acytosteliales; Cavenderiaceae
Exons: 1
Coding region: 1-387 (128 amino acids)
Source: RefSeq, a predicted model, not a curated record
AUGAAGUUACAAUCCAGAACUGUUACUCUAUCACUAUUGGUGAUUGGUUUCUUCUUCUUCUUUUGUUCUCCUAUAUCUAGAGGAGGAGUUGAUGCAUCCACUUUGAAUCAUAUUACUCUUGGUCUCGAAGAUAACCUUAAACACAUUCAAGUGAAUAGAGGUGACAUCAUCCAAGUACGACUCGAUCAAAUCAAUGGACGAGUUAAAUACUCUGCACCAGAGUCUGAUGGAUUAACCGUAUUGUCUAGUCAAUCACAAAGCGAUUUCGUUGAAACCGUAUUCAGAGCCGAUCAUGGUCCAAGAUCCUAUUACAUUGAUUCUAUUGGAACUUGUGCUCCUCCCAGACUAUGUAUUUUCGAGUACUCUGUUACCGUCAAUGUUAAUUAA